Molecule: messenger RNA, 498 nt
Organism: Eremothecium sinecaudum
Lineage: Eukaryota; Fungi; Ascomycota; Saccharomycetes; Saccharomycetales; Saccharomycetaceae
Gene: RPL12B
Product: 60S ribosomal protein uL11
Exons: 1
Coding region: 1-498 (165 amino acids)
Biological process (GO): translation
Cellular component (GO): ribosome; cytosolic large ribosomal subunit
Molecular function (GO): large ribosomal subunit rRNA binding; structural constituent of ribosome
Source: RefSeq, a predicted model, not a curated record
AUGCCUCCAAAGUUUGAUCCAAAUGAAGUUAAGUACUUGUACUUGAGAGCCGUUGGUGGUGAAGUCGGUGCUUCCGCCGCUUUGGCUCCUAAAAUCGGUCCAUUGGGUUUGUCUCCAAAGAAGGUCGGUGAAGACAUCGCCAAGGCUACCAAGGACUUCAAGGGUAUCAAGGUUACCGUUCAAUUGAAGAUUCAAAACAGACAAGCUACUGCUUCUGUUGUUCCAUCUGCUUCCUCUUUGGUUAUCACCGCUUUGAAGGAGCCACCAAGAGACAGAAAGAAGGACAAGAACGUCAAGCACACUGGUAACUUGCAAUUGGAGGACAUCAUCGAGAUUGCCAGACAAAUGAGAGAGAAGUCUUUCGGUAAGAACUUGGCUUCCGUUACCAAGGAAAUCUUGGGUACUGCCCAAUCCGUUGGCGCUCGUGUCGACUACAAGAACCCACACGACAUUAUCGAGGCUAUCAACGCUGGUGAAAUUGAAAUUCCAGAAAACUAA